GUUACCAGCCAAAGGCGGCACAAACUCGAAAUUUGAAAUCUGCGGGCUAGCGAGCUCGUUGCUAGCAUACACUCCGGGUUUAUUAUCACUGUUUUUUAAAUUGUUUUACUUAAACCAUGGCGUCGUAUCAUCCUAUUUUACAACAAGCUAAACCGAGGUUUGAAUCCCCCGCCAAGGUGUUUGCAAAGCUGAAAUCCAAAGUGCAAAGACAAGAGUUGUGCGCGAAAGAGGGGAUUCUUAGCAACGUAGCCACUGAGCCAUUGUACGCAGAGAAACACGGAGGGGAUUUUACGUCGCCCAGGAAGACAACAGAAAGCACAUGGAUGACAGAGGAACUCAAGGAGAACCAGAGGUUUGGCCCCUAUCGGAAAGAAGCACAGAUUUUGACCCUCUCGCCCAUAAAGAGUCCCCAGAAAACCUGUGGAGCUUCCUUCUUAGACUUUAGCAGCAAGCCUCUGGAGGAAGCGACCCCGUUUGGUGGGUACACGCCGAGAAAGAAAGCCUUCCUGGAAUCUACAGCUGUGCAUCAUCCCAACUCUGUGUUCAACAGAACAACACACACAGAGCAACCUCACAGACACCUUGAUGGUGCCAUGGUGAGCGGAAGCAGGACUCCAGUGAAGAUCCAGCCAGAGGGCUGGGACUGCAGGAGGGGUGUGUGUGUAGAGGAGUGUGUUCCAGACUCUGUGUUUUCCCCCAUGAGGAAAAGGCUGAGGAAGAGAAAACUGGAGCAGCAGGACUUUAACAAGGUCAGCAAUGAAGUUAUCAGUCAGCCUCAGGAGAGGAAGACCUCCAGUGCUUGCAGUGAGGAUGACAUCCCCGGCGACACUUACAUGGAGGAUCUGGGCCAUGUUAGAAGGUUCUCUGCUGACCAACCAGGGAUGAGCCAGUUCAGUCAUGAGGCCUUGUUACCAUCGAUGCCCACAGCUGUUAAACGUUGCCAGGUGGUGGCAGAAAAAUUCCCCCCAAUGUCUCCAGCCAAGAUGUUUGCUUACAUGAAGGAGAGGAAGAGUAAAGCAGAGCAGCAAGAAGCCCACCAAGUCAGCAGCAGCACAAGGGAUCUCUUUGAUGAAAAUGAUUUCCAUCAGUCCAGAGGUACAUCUCCCUCCUUUAUUCCUGAAUAUAUGAAAGCUCCAGACAGUAUGGGUCCAGCCAAUCAGUCUCCAGAGAAGUCAGCUGACAGUCAGUCAGACACAGACCCCUCUGAGGAUGUCCUAAACCCUGCUGAGCCAUUACAGCCUGUUUUACUCGAAGACCCUCUUGUACUCAAUUCACCAAGGAUCACCAUACCUAAGAAACAAGCCACUGUGUUCAAGCGAAACAAAUGGCCUCAGACAGUGAAAUUCCCCUGUGAAAGUGUGAUUCACCUCAAAAAGUGGUAUCUGAGCAGGAAUCAUAAGGGCAUAUAUGUCCAGGGAAACUGCCAGGAUAACAACGUACCGUGGACCAGUAAUAUCAUUUUGGAUCGGGUCAAUAAUCAUGUUUUGAAGACCGUUUCAGGAAGAGUUUACAUCUUGGUAGGCAAGAUGAACUUGAAGGCUGACUCUGGAUUUCCCAAGUGGUUUUUGAAAAAGUUUGUUGAUGGUUUUCCUGCAAACUGGAAGGCACUUUAUGAGAAGUUUCUGUCAGAAAAAAACAGAGGGACAACAAGGAACAGUGAAGCGAGUGGCAACAAGGCACGGACAAAAUCUGAGACUUCCUCUGUGUCUGUGAAGCAGCACAGGCAAAAACCUCUAAAAACGCCUGCCUCCUGUCCUCCCGCCCCUGUGACUUCAAAUCAAGUGUCCCGGAGUGGUCGCACGAUCAAACCCCCACUGGAGUACUGGAAAGGCGGGAGAGUCAUUCUGGAUGCACAUAUGAAUGUUACCAUCCAUGAAUGUUAUGAGAGCUCCAUCUGCAUCCCUGAGGUCAGUACACGAGUGUCCGCGAGGGCAUCAAGGAAACCUGCCCGUGUGUUCCUCCCAUGUGCUGGAGAUCAGUCUAGAAGUGAAUUGACCAGCAACCAACAGGAACCAGCACCGCAGAGGAGGGUCAAGGCCCAAGUCAGCAAAAGCAACAGAGCUAAAGUUAAUCUUGAAGAGAAGCCCUUGUAUUUACCAGAGCCUCCUGUGGAGGUAAAAAGCAGCCCUGACGAGGGCUCCAGCAGAAUGACAAGAUCCAGCAGAAGGCGUCCAGCUCCAGAGAAGAGGCUGUAUGUGGAUGCUGUCCAGCAAAUGGAGCCUGAAAAAUAUUUAACAAAGAAGUCAAAAAAUCAGACACAGGGAACAGCAAAACAUUCAGGCAGAGUCUCUAAAAGCAAACGGGAUAUCCUGUCAUCCUCAGCAUCUCCCUCUGCUCAUGAUCAGUCUUCAGAUGACGAGGUUCUCUUCAGGAGAACAAGGAGGGAAAAUAACAAGAGAGGUGGGAAGGAUCAUAACAAGCCAAGGCAGAACAGACUCUCAUCGAGUCUGUCAGCAGAAUCCUUUGAGGAGAGUGAGAAGGAGCUUAAUAGGAGAACCAAAGGAACAAAAAAUAAUGAUGCCACACAAACACAAGUCAGACCUAAACAGAGUAAAUGCACCAAGAUAUCACCACCCACAAAACCUCAGCCUAAGGUGAUCAACAAGAAAGAAAAGAGAAACAAAGGCAACACACAGAUUCAAGAUGACGAUCAAUUUGAGUGGACCGAGGUGGAGCUGACGAAGUUACGGGAGGCUGUGUCCUACUAUCCUAAAAACAUGGCAGGCUACUGGGCAAAGGUGGCGAGGAUGGUUGGGACACGUUCUGUAGAGGAGUGUCGCAAGCAGCUCAUGUCUAAGGUUGCUCCUGAGACUCCCGCCAAGAAACAGAACAAACCCACGAAGCAAAAGGUGGAAGCACCAAAAGAUCAAGAAGUGCCUUUGAUAUCAGCACGUGCGGGAACCUUGAAGAGAAAGCAGCAGGUGCGUCAGUUCCUGAAGUCCAUGCCCAGAGAGGAUGUAGAUGAUGUUUUCACUUCUGCAUACAUGCAUCAAAAACAGUUUGGGAUGCCCUCUAUAUGUUCAAGUGAGGACCUUGACUGUGCUCCAUCAGACCAGAUGCCCCGUACUCCGGGGUCAGCAGGUUUCCCUGAUGCAAAGACCCCUCAGUGUCUGGAUGUCAGGCCUGACAUGAUCGACUCUCCAAACACGAGCAAUGAUGACAAGUACACGUACCAACUCCAGAAGAGGAUGAGAAAAAAUCAAUAUAAUGUUUGCAAACAGGCUCCUUCUGCUAAGAUCCUCACACCAUCUGCUAAGCGAACCAUGAAGAGAUGUGGUAACACAGAAAAUGACACCUUUGUCGUUUGGGAGAUGUUUCCGGCAAACGAUGCAGCACUGUCUGAUAGCGGAGAGGAAGAGGAUUUUUACUUUUCAGACAACUGAUUCAACGCAACCAAAAAUGUGUAAAAAAUAAAUCUUAAAAUGCUCCCUUGGAUUAAAAUCACUGGAACAGA
Molecule: messenger RNA, 3454 nt
Organism: Cheilinus undulatus (humphead wrasse)
Lineage: Eukaryota; Metazoa; Chordata; Actinopteri; Labriformes; Labridae
Gene: mis18bp1
Product: MIS18 binding protein 1
Exons: 16
Coding region: 117-3383 (1088 amino acids)
Source: RefSeq, a predicted model, not a curated record